AUGAAGCCCUCUCGCAAGAACCAAGGCGCGACGGGCCGCCUGCGCGGCGUAGCGUGGCUGGGGACCCUGGCGGUCUUCCUGGUCGUGCUCUGCGCCAGCGCGCGUCCCGCCGAUGCCGCCCCCUUUACCGCCUCGACGGGCGCUGAGCUGGCCCCGCGGUCGACGCGCGACAUUGUCGAUCAGAUCUUCAACAGGCUGGCGGACCGCAUCACGUACGGCGCAGGCGGCGCCGUGCAGCAGGGCGACGGCUACGACCAAUCGAGUGCAUCGGCAUCUUCGGCUUCCGCGUCAUCGGCCAGCCCAUCGUCGGCAGCCACGCCCAGCAAGACGGCGUCGCCGUCCUCGUCGGCCCCGUCGAGCAGCCGCCCGACGCCCAGCGCGACCGACACGCCCAAGGACAAGCAGCAGGCGGACCCGGCCGACGACGAAGAGCAGCCGGGCCUGCUCUCGCCCAAGAACAAGCUCUUCCCGCUCGUCGUGGUCGGCAUCUCGGCCGCCGUGAUCCUGGCGCUGCUCCUCUUUAUCGCCAUCGCGCGCGCCGUCGCGCACGACAAGAUGCGCCGCGACGCCAUCGUCGCGUCCAAGCGCGGGCCGGGCGACGCCUACGGGUCGAGCAAGGAAAAGGGCGACCGGCUGACGUCCGCUGCCCCGGGCAUGUCGGCCGCCCGCUCCAUCCGGCGCGCCAUUACGCGCAAGAAGCUGGGCAGCUUUGCGCGGCGCACCCAGGACAAUAGCGUGCUCAUCGACGUCGGCGACGAGGUGUUUGCCGUGCCGGCGCACCUCGCCGAGUCGUACCGCAACGAGAUGAUCCGAGAGCGCAAGAUGGGCUCCAGCAGCGCCUCGGGAUCCAAGGAGAGCAUCACCGACGGGCCCUUUGGCAAGAUCCGACCCAAGCACCUCACCGGCGGCGGCCCGGACGUCGAGGGCUGGCGGGCCAGGCUCAACUACGACGAGCAGGUCAACGGCAGCGGCGGCGCGACCAGGUCGGAUGGCAAGCCCAACCGUACCCUCAGCCAGCGCAUCGCCGAUCGGUUCAAGGCCAUGACCCAGUCGUUUAUCGAGGAAGAGCCCGAGCUCGAGCAAGAGCACGGCGAUGGCCGCCCGACGGCACGGAACGCUGCGGGUGCCUUCUCCUUUGACGCCGCCAACCAGCCUCGGGGAGCGAUGCGCCAGGCCGACCUCUCGUCGCAGGUGCCGGUACUGACCCACGGCUCCUCGGACUGGCAGAUCCGCCCUUCCAACAGCGACGCCAUGGCCAACGUGGCUGCCGCCCAGAGGCAACACAAGGCCGGCAACGUGCCGCGCAAGCCCGUCUCGUACCCUGCCGCCGACCGCAAGAGCAUCGUCCCGGACGCCUCGAUCCUGAGCGACAAGCUGAGCGAUCUCGAAAAGCAGGUGCAGUCGUCGUCAAGCCACAAACGGCGUCGCCGACCAGGCCCGCCGCCCGCCUCGCAGCUCUCCCACGAGCGCAUCACCCUCUCCGACGGGCCUUCGCCCUCGUCGUCCUCUAACGGCCACGGCGGCGGGAGCGGGAUGGGCACGUACGCCGGCUCCGACUCGCACCUCUCGUCGGACUCGUCGAACCGUCACGGCCACGCCGCCUCGUCCGGGUACACGCCGAGCGACUCUUCGGCCGCGGUCGCGACGGCGGGCCAUGCGCCCCGACGCGACGAGGAGGUCAACAAGUCGGUCGAGGUCAACAAGGUCGAGAUCAAGCGUGCGCAGCGAGCCAUGAGCAUCCACCCCGUCGCCGUGUCGAGCGGAACCUACCGCCACCGCAAGGCGCAGCACCCUUCGCACCAGCUGAUUGCCGACCGCGUCAACCAGUCGCAUCAGCAGAGGCAGAAGCCGAGCAUCGCCGCAGCGACGUCGGCGGCGACGACCAGGGAUGUGCCCCGCUCCAAGUCGCAGCACGCCUCGUCGCGCAGGUACUCGGCCGCCGACCGCGGCGAUGGCCGUGCGGCGCUGACGCUGCGCCCUGAGCAGCCGCCCAGGGCCGCCUUCCUCAAGGGCCUCGACAACGUCAGCUCCCGCGGCAUCGACGCCAUCCGACCGCUGCCCGUCCCGCCGCAGCUGUCUCCGUUCGCGCCCUGA
Pseudozyma flocculosa PF-1 is the source of this 2094-nucleotide messenger RNA. RefSeq lists its product as uncharacterized. The record is from RefSeq and is a predicted model, not a curated record. The coding region runs from base 1 to 2094 and encodes 697 amino acids. Lineage: Eukaryota; Fungi; Basidiomycota; Ustilaginomycetes; Ustilaginales; Ustilaginaceae. The transcript is spliced from 3 exons.